Molecule: messenger RNA, 3231 nt
Organism: Symbiodinium natans
Lineage: Eukaryota; Dinophyceae; Suessiales; Symbiodiniaceae
Source: the annotation of a GenBank genome assembly
AUGGAGCACUCUCACCGCGAGCUCCUGAUCAGCAACAUUCUGCCCGCAAAUGAGGCAAAGAAUGUAAAUGGUUCGAAUUUUGCAAGAUCGGAGAGUCACAUCAGCAACUCCAGUGCCAUCAUCAUCGAAGCAGAAGCCUGCCGACAGAGGUACAAGCGGCUCCACCCCAAGGACAUCACUGAGGACGAGAAGGACUACAAGACUCUUGUUCAUACAAUACAGCCGGACAGGCUUUCGGCCAUUUUCAAGAGCAAGUGGGGCGAGGGUUCGUGCAAAACGGGCCUCUGUGGCCUGAAGGAAGAGCAGGCACGGGUUUACUUCAAUGUGUACGGCAAAAACGAGAUUACCCCGCCAAAGCGGGAGAACAUCUGGAUCAAGCUGUUGAGGCAGACAUUUCUGGGCAUUUUCAACAUCCUGCUCUGGUCCUGUGUUGCCGCUGAGGUGGCCCUGAUCCUCAUCUUCUCUGGGGAAUCACCUAGUGCCGACGAGGCAGCUCCCACCGUAAAGGCCACCGCCGCUUCAGAGGCUCUGGCUGCGCACAGUGAAGAGGGCCCCGACUAUGUCACACCCAUCAUCCUCUCGUCAGUCAUCGUCAUGGCAGCUCUCCUCCAGUGGUACUCCGAGCUUAAGGCCGAGUCCCAGAUGGAAGCCAUGCAGAAACUGCAGGCUGCUGCCAAGGUGCCAGCCGUACGCAUCGACAAAGGACGGCGCGUGGACUUGGAGGUGGACCCCCUGCACCUGGUGCCUGGGGACAUCAUUUUCCUCCAGGCCGGUGAUCGUGUUCCAGCGGACGUUCGCAUUUUGCAUUGCACCGAUGGGACAGAGGUGGACAACUCGGCACUAACAGGGGAGUCCAUGCCGGAGCCGCGUCAUACAAAGACCGAGCCGGUCACCUGCCCCCCGCCUGAAGCCCGGAACCUGGCCUUCUUUGGAACGACGGUGCUCAAGGGCAACGCCACCUGCCUGGUGCAUGCCACUGGUGAUGCGACGUUCCUGGGAAAGAUUGCUCAAGGAAUCAAGUCUUCAAGGGUGAAAUCAACCUUGGAGAUCCAGAUAGAACAUUUUGUCCACAUCAUUGCGGUCGUUGCCAUCUGCGUCGGCUUGUUGAGCUUGUUGGCCAACCUGCUUUCUCCCGUGAAGCGUGGCCCAGCCGAAAUCCUUCAAAACAGCGCAGCGGCGCUCUUUGCGCAGGUCCCCGAAGGUCUUCUGCCAACCGUGACAAUCUCGCUCAUGAUUGCCUCGGAUCAGAUGGCAACACGGAACGUGAUUGUUCGCAAGAUUGAUGCUGUGGAGACGCUGGGGUGCGUGUCAGUGUUUUGCUCCGACAAGACAGGCACGCUGACGACGGGGGAGAUGGCGGUUCAGGACUUGGUGGUGCCGAUCGCUGGAGCAAACUUGAACUUGGAGGUCCACAAUCGUGACAAGGAAAGCGGAAAGUUUAAGGCCAUGAGGAGCUUGGACACAACUGCGCUUUGCGGAAUCCUCAACAACGGAGCCGAGUUCAAAGUGGACGGUAAGGAGGAGCGCUGGACCGGAUCUCCCACGGAGGUCGCGAUCUUGCGUGCCUGUGCAGAGGUGGCUGGAGGUCCUGGCCCUACGGCCACGCUGAAGUCGAAGCCGGAGAACUACAAGACUUUCGAGAUCCCUUUCAACUCAGAGAACAAGUGGAUGCUUACCAUCCACGGCACUGCCGGACAGGGAAAUUUCUUUGCGAUCCUGAAGGGAGCUCCAGAGCGCGUCCUCAAGUAUACCACCCUGGCUGCAGAUGCGACAGCCAUGGGAAAGAUCGAGCAGCAGCUCCAGGAUCUCAUGGGCCAGGGGCGCCGUGUGCUGUGCAUCGCCAAGCGUGACAUAUCCGGUGGCGACAUCCCAGCGGGUGGGAAAUUCGAGGGCACAAAUGCCGCGGACUGCAACUUCCCCAUGAAAGACUACGAGUUCGUGGGCUUGUACGGAAUCGAGGACCCGCCGAAGAAGGGAGUGGACGAGGCCGUCUUGAUGGCGCAGCGGGCUGGCGUGAAGGUGGUCAUGGUGACCGGGGACCAUCCCGACACAGCUCGUGCGAUUGCAGGCCGCAUCAAUAUCCUUGGCUCCAGCGCGGACGAAGCGAACGAGGCGGAGCAGCUCCAGGGCUCUUCGGAGUUCUCGGUCAUUACUGGAGUCAUGUUGGAUAGCCGCAUCCCACGCGGUGACAACUUCACAGAUGAGGAGCCCGAAGAUAAUGUGAAGUGGUGGAGAAAGGCCGUGCAGCACACUCGGGUGUUUGCCCGCGUCUCGCCGAUCCACAAGCAGGUCAUCGUUCAGGCUUACCAGAAGUAUGGUUACAAUGGCAUUGGCGACAUCGUGGCGAUGACGGGCGACGGUGUCAAUGAUGCCCCAGCCCUCAAGCAAGCGGAGGUCGGCGUCGCUAUGGGUCAGCGCGGUACUGAAGUUGCCAAGGAUGCUUCUGACAUUGUACUGCACGAUGACAACUUUUCGUCCGUGGUGAAGGGAAUGGAGCAAGGACGUUUGUCGAGUGAGAACCUCCAGAAGUCCAUCAUGUACACACUGUGCUCCAAGGUCCCGCAGGUCGCGCCAACCUUCGGGGAGCUGUUCGGAGUUCCGCAGGCCUUGACAGUGGCACAAGUGCUUCUCAUCGACAUCGGUACAGACAUCUGGACGGCCAUCGCGUACGCCUUGCAACCGGCUGAGUCCAAGUUGAUGGAGCGGCAACCCAGGCAUCCCCGCUAUGAGAAGAUGGUGAACUGCAAGGUGUUGGUCUACAGCUACGGUUACAUUGGGCAGCUCCAGAUGCUCUUCUGUUGGUUGAUGUUCUUCUGGGCGACUCCCGGAAUGUGGGAUCUGUACAUGUCCGGCAAGAGCCCCAACGACUACGCAGUCGAGGACUUCGACACUGACACUAUGGGCAUGACCGUCUACUAUUGGACGCUUGUGGUUGGGCAGAUUGCUGCAGCUGUGUCGACCACGACAAAGAUGCAGAGCGUUUUUGGAUUGGGCACCACGCCCUACUGCUUUCCGAACAACACCCUGAACCUGAUGUUUGUUGGGGAGGUGGUCAUGGGCCUGGCCGCCAUCUACUGCCCACCCAUUCAGUCUGCCUUUAAGACAGGUUGGAUACCGAUGAGAGCUGUUAUACUUCCUUGCAUUGCCUUUGUUGGCAUCAUCUUCGCAGAUGAGAUUCGGAAAAUGGUGGCACGUGGUUGCGAUGAGUCUUCUCAGCCUCGGCCUCGGUAG